CGCUUUGACAGACGGGUUUAUCGCCUCCCAGAAUCCUGUACGCGACUGACAAGGUCAGUGGCAAGAUGGCUGCGUCAGCGUCUGUACUGCGAUUAGGUGUCAGAAAUAUCUUGUUCGUCCAGAUGCGUCGUCACUCCUCUGAUCAGUUGGGAGAACUUGGAAAAGGUGCUGGAAAAGGUGGUGGAGGCGGAGGAUCUAUCAGAGAGGCUGGAGGAGCCUUUGGAAAACGGGAGGCUGCUGAGGAAGAGAGAUAUUUUCGGCAAAAAGAACAAGAGCUACUAAGUGGCUUGCGAAAACACCACGAAGAAGAGAUCCGCCAUCACAAGGGGGAAAUUGAACGUCUGCAAAAAGAAAUUGAGCGUCACAAGACCCAAAUGAAGAAGCUGAAGCAUGAUGACUAAGUUUGCCCAUAUCUGCAUCUCCGUUGUUUGGAGUCAUAUGCGCUAAGAUCUCCUGUGUGUGACAUGAUUAGUAUAUACGGUAUAUCUCAAUAAAAUUAUAAUCAUUGGUG
Molecule: messenger RNA, 511 nt
Organism: Spea bombifrons (plains spadefoot toad)
Lineage: Eukaryota; Metazoa; Chordata; Amphibia; Anura; Pelobatidae
Gene: ATP5IF1
Product: ATP synthase inhibitory factor subunit 1
Exons: 3
Coding region: 66-401 (111 amino acids)
Biological process (GO): negative regulation of ATP-dependent activity
Cellular component (GO): mitochondrion
Molecular function (GO): ATPase inhibitor activity
Source: RefSeq, a predicted model, not a curated record